AUGGCUUCAUCCUUACAUAUUCCUAUUAAAUUAUCAUUAGAUGAUAAAGAAAAACUUACAAAUUUAAUAAAAGACUUAAAUAAAAUUAAUUGGGAAACAAGUGAAUAUCAUUUUCAUAAUUUUAUUGAUUAUUAUCAAUUACCACAAAUAAUUCGUAUUGAACAAACAUGGAAUACAGGAUUUAUUAAAAAUCAAUGGAUGUAUUUACAAACAUUAUUUGAUCGUUAUUUAAUAAUUGUUUCAUUACUAAUAAAAAAAUCUAAAUUAUCAAUAGGAAAAUAUCUUAUUCCUGAUUGGUUUCAAGGUGAAUGUCGUAUAUUAUCAAAAAAUCCUAUAUUAAAAAAACGUUGGUGGGUAUUUCAAGGUGCUUUUGAAUUAUAUCGUUUUAAUUUACCACGUACAAUUAAAAUUCUUUCUCCUACACCAGCACAUAUUAAAACAAUAAAUAAUGAAUGGGAAAAAAUUGUUCUAUGUAAAAAUGUUUAUUUAAAUGUUAUACGUCGAGAAAAAUAUCAAUCACGUAUUAAAAAUAAUAAAGAUAAUGUAUUUAUUAGUGAACCAAAAGAAGCAUUUAUACUUCAAGAUCCAGAUAAUAAUGAUGAAUUUAUAGUACCACCUGGUGUACCACUUCGUUUUGCAACAUUAAUUCAAGAUCAUGAAUUACAUGUUGAAUAUCAAAAUCAUCAUGGAACAUUUACAUUUCCAGAAAUAAUAAUGCGUUAUGAAUUUCCAAUUGAUAUUGAAAUUCUUACACAUUUACCUAUUGAUUUACCAGAUUUUAAACCACAAAUUAGAUUAGAAAAAUUUUGUGUUGCAAAAUCUAUUUUAGCUUAUACAAUUGAAAAUGAACAAAUAAAAAUUGUUGAACUUUCACCAUUAACACAAUUUACUAUUCGUUGUGCUAAAUGUUUAACAUAUGGUUUAUCACAAGAAGAAAAUUUCAAAGAAGAAAAAUUUGAUGAAAAUGAAUAUCAACGUUAUGAAAAUAUUCGAAGUAAAAUGAAUAUUAUUUUUGAUAAUAUAACUGAAAUUUAUAGAGGUAAAAUUCAAUUAGGUUCAAUGGAAGAGAUUGAAUGUAUUGAAAAAGCUUAUGAAAGAAGUAUGAAAAUGAAAAACGACGAUGAAAAACCAGUAGAUAAAACUUAUUUUACAGUGGAUGAAGCAUUAAAAGUUAUGAAAGAAAAAAUUAAUAGUGAAAUUCCUUUACCAAAAAUACAACCAAAACGAUUUACUGUUCAUGCUAGUGCUGAUCCAAGUAAUCCAUAUAAUGAAAUAAUCGAUUAUGAAAAUAUGGAUGCUUUAAAUAAAACCAAUGAUGAAUCAAUAAAUCAAUUACAUAAAGGUCCAGCUCUCGUUGUUCAACAAUUACCACCACCUAUGUUAUUACCACCUGAAACAUUUGAAAAAGCAAUAAAAGUUGUUCCUGAUAAAUUGUAUACUGAACUUCUUCCUAGUAGAAAACUAAAAAAAUCACGUAAAAGAACAACAACAACUGAGCAACCAUUUGAAUAA
Molecule: messenger RNA, 1512 nt
Organism: Rotaria sordida
Lineage: Eukaryota; Metazoa; Rotifera; Eurotatoria; Philodinida; Philodinidae
Source: the annotation of a GenBank genome assembly